Messenger RNA from Diabrotica virgifera virgifera (western corn rootworm), 828 nucleotides. RefSeq lists its product as uncharacterized. Lineage: Eukaryota; Metazoa; Arthropoda; Insecta; Coleoptera; Chrysomelidae. Gene Ontology annotation, cellular component: nucleus. The coding region runs from base 156 to 716 and encodes 186 amino acids. The record is from RefSeq and is a predicted model, not a curated record. The transcript is spliced from 3 exons.
ACAAAUUACAUUUGUCACAUGUCACAACACAGAAAAAUGUAUUUUGAUUAAUGUGAGAUUCGUAGGAUUUAUAAAUAAAGAUAUUUUGCAAAAAGAACAAAGAAAUGAAAUCAUAAUUAAGUCUGUAUACUAAUAUAUAGUGCCAUAAUAAAAAAAUGAAUAUAUCAGAGUUAUCCAAAAAUACCAUUAACCUGGUCUCAGAGAUUCCAAAUGACUAUAGAAAUAAGAUAUUAAAAUUGGUAUUCUCCUCAUAUCUGUUAACAGAACAGGAAAGAACGAAAACUGUUCUUAAUUUAUCAAGAGAUAUAAGUAUUCCUAAAGAAGACCUAGAAGAAAUUUUAGGUGUAUAUUUGAUGUUUGUUACACUUUUUUUGCGAUUUGAUGAUAACGAAUUUGUUGAGCGGUUAACGGAAAUUGGAUUUUCUCCAGAAUUUAUAGAAAAUUUGCCAUUAAUAGGAAAUCGAGAAAGCAUUAUAGAGAAUUUAAGAAGGAGCUAUACUGAAACUUUUGGAAAGCUAUCUUUAUUUCGGUGGAGAAUUGAUAUCAGUUUAAGUAAUAGUGAUUUAGUUAAAGUUCCCAAUGUUGUGGUGUUAUCAAUAACGUUAUCAAACAGAAAGAAGUAUACCAUAGAGCUGGAUCCAACAACAUUCCAUAAAUUGAGAUACAGUGUCUCGUUCCUUUUAAAUCAAUUAAAUUCGCUAAGAUCAAACAAAUGAUUUUAUAAAAAUGUUAAAAUAAAAAAGAAAAACCAAAUAUUGUAUAACAUGUAAUUUAUUAAAAAAUAUAUAUGUACAGUUCAAACUGGAUAAUAUAAAUAAAUAAAAAUCA